Paramecium primaurelia is the source of this 1271-nucleotide messenger RNA. NCBI's taxonomy places the organism in Eukaryota, Ciliophora, Oligohymenophorea, Peniculida, Parameciidae. The record is from the annotation of a GenBank genome assembly.
AUGAUUUAAGAAUAAGAACACAUUGUCACAUUAGUUAUUAAUUAGUCAAUUGAGAUGGGUGAAUUUGGAAUAUAGGAAGCAAUUCAACUAUUUGAACUCUUUGGAUUGCCAUAUUAAGAAUUGUUCAAAUAGUAUUUCCCUAUAAUAUAGUUUCCAAAGAAAUAUGAAAUUACAUCUUAAACACUACCAAAUUAUCCUUUUGUGGAUGUAUAAUUGAGGGAUCUAGAUUUAAUUCCAAAAGUUUUGAAUCGAUCCAUCUUGAUUCAUGACAUAUUAUAUACAAUCAGUAGAGGCAAUACAUUAGAUGAUUUAACUAAGAAUAUAUUACCUUAAGCUAUGCAAUAUAUCUAAAAUCCAAAUCUAACUUGUAAAUGUGAUAUUAUUACAUCAUAUUUCAAAAUCACUUAAGAGAAGAGAGUUGAAUUAAUGGAGUAAGUAUUUGGAGAGAAGGGAUUUAAUUGUUAAAAUACUAUUAAUUUAACAGAACCAGACAUACUAUAUUAUUUGAUUAUAACUAAAGAUCAAAAAUAUAUUGCUGGUUGUACAUUAACUAAGAAAAAGAAGAGAAGAGAAAAGAAUUUUGCAAGAAACUAUGAAUUGCCAAAUCGUAUAUAUUUAGGUCCAGUUUCUUUGGCUCAUGAUUUAGCAUUUUUGAUGGCCAAUUAAGCUUAAGUGUAAGAGAAUGAUUUAGUAUUUGAUCCAUUUGCAGGAACAGGCAGUUCUUUAGUUGCUUGUUCUCAUUUUGGUGCAAUAUGUUUUGGUUCAGAAAUAGAUGGAUAUGUAAUGUAUAUAAGUUAAAUUAUUAGUUAAUGAAAGGGCAUUGUAUUGGAUACAUCAAUAAGAAGAGUACUUAUCUCAAAGAUCCAAAUUAUCAAUAAGUUAAACCUUACAUAAAUUUGAAUUUUCAAUAAUACAAUCUUCCUAUCCCAAAUUUGAUAUAAACUGAUGUUCAUUUACCAACUUUCAAUCCUAGAGUGGAUGAAUUUUUUGAUGCAAUAAUUUGUGAUCCUCCUUAUGGAAUAAGAGCAUCAAUAUAAUAAGAUGGAAAUGAGUAGGAUCUAUAAGCUAAUAGAACUGCCAUCUAUAGAAGAAUGUUUGAAGUAGCAAGGAGAGUAUUAAGAAGAGGAGGUAGACUUGUUUAUUUGUAUCCUUUAUUUAAAGGAAUGGAAAAAAAAGUAGAAAAGGAGGAUGGAUUCGAAUUAAUUGAUUUUAGAGAAUAGAAGAUGGUUGAUAAAAGAAGUCGAUUAUUAGUUACAAUGGAGAAAUUGUGA